AUGGAAAAAGAGAAAGACAAAAAGGGCCACGGAGUCACGCAGGUCGGCGGGUUCUUGCAGCGCCUCAAGAAGAAGGCGCAGAACAAGUUCCGCGGAGGCGACGAUGGGAACGGCGGCGUGACAGCUGAGGAGAAAUCCGUCAAGGUGAGUUCCAAGCCCAAAAACAUUGGUUUUAUGGGGCUUGCGCAAAGUUUUUGAAAUUUUCAAGUUUUCGUGGUGGGACAAAAAAAUUUUUUCUUUGAACUUUGACUAGGCUUGGAAAAUACGGAAAAUCAAGAAUUUCUAAGACAUUUUCUGAGACAUUUCUGACAUUUCUCGCCGGAAUCUUGCGUAAGCCACCGAUUUUUUCGUUGCAAAUUAUUGAAAAGUUGCUGAAUUUCAAUUCUAACCAGUUUUUUUAGAAAAAGGAUAAUCAAAAGCAGACGCAGGCCCGUAGGAAGAAGAAUACGGCUACGAAUACUCCCAAGGAAAGCAAAUCAGAUGAUACCGCAUCCUCUAUGGUCAUGAAGAAGAAAGACCGAGAACGCGACAAAGAUAAAGAAAAAGAGAGCGGAUUGGAUGCCUCCAGAAGUGUCAAAAAGAAGAAGUGAGUUUGAUUAUAACACUACGGCAGACGUAUUUUACGUUCAAACCACUUCUGAGGCUUUUGCAACCAUUUUGCGUCCCUGAAACAGAAUGCCAAAAAAUGGCGGGAAAUUCGAAUUUUGAAUUUCACACUAUGCCUUUUUUAGUGGGAGAUGGAGUGUUGGUAUUUUACCUUUUUUGAAUUAAUUCGAUCCCUUUUGAGCCCAUAAAACACAAUGCCAAAUUUGGGCGGGAAAUUUAAAAUUUGAAUUCUUUGGCAUAAUUAGUACGUUAUCGAACUGAGACGGUUGUAUUUUACUCCACGCUCACUUCCAAAGCGAUUGGAUCACCUUUUGAGCCUUGCAACAGAAUGCCAGAAUCUGUGGGAAAGCCGGAAUUCAAAACUAAAGUUUCGAUUUCAGCCAUAAAAAGAAAGCACCGAACGCCAACGUCACCGUAAUGAAGGUGGUUGAGACGGAAACCCAAAUAAAGGAGGUCCCGGAGACCGUCACCGACAAAUUCAACUUCAUUCCGACCAUGUUGAACAAGGAGUUGAGCGGGAUCCGAAAAGAAUUCAACGACAUCAAGGCCGAAGACAAGGCAAAGGUCCAUAUGGCCAUGGCGUGUCAAGAUCCCGCGAAUGCGGACAAGAAUCGCUACAAGGUGAGAGAAACCGCGGUGUUUUUGUGUUUAGAGCGUGCUUUGAAAUCUGCAUGUUUUCGUGGUGGGACUCAAAAAAUUUGCGAAUCAAAUCUUCUUGAUUAAACUUUGGGGAAAUUUGUAAUAGAAUUUUCUGAAGUAUUUCUCAAGAUUUGGGCUCUUACUGUGCAGGAAUUUUUGACUUUUCGGCGGAAAAUCAAAAAAAAAAAAAAUAAAUAAAUAUGUAAAUAAAAUAAAAAUAAAAAAUUUUUUGCGAUUUUCAGCGUGAAAAAUUUGCAUUCUACCCUAAUUGGGGAACACAAUCUUUCUAGAAAAAAAUGCUGUUUUCUCAGCAUAAUUCGAAAAGGUAUAGCUGAAAACAAUUUUUUUGACUCUCCUAAUUUUCCAUAGUCUCUCAUCGGGAAAAUUGUUGAAUUUCUCGACUCUCCGCGAGAACUAGGCGCUCAAACUUUUAGCAAUCAGUGGUUGGCCCAUUGAGACUUGCUGUGCAAAAUUUCAAGUCAUUUGAGGCACUUGGGAUACUGUAAUUUGCACUUUUUUUCAGAACAUUCUCUGUCUGGACGCGUCGCGCGUUAGACUGUCGGAUGGGGGCUACUAUCACGCGAGUGCGGUGGAUUCGCGUUUUAUUCUGGCCCAGUCGCCCAUGUUCAACACUACCGCGCAAUUUUGGGAUUUGGUUCAGAACGAAGGAGUCGAAAUGGUCGGUUUUUAUUGUUUUUGUCAUCAAGUUUGCGAUUUGUUUGAAGAAUUUGAAUAUUUUUUUAAAUUUUUGCUUAUUUCGUUUGGUUUUCAGAUUGUGCAGUUGCAUCCAUGUGAUGAAGGAAGAAAGUGCGCUAGAUAUUACCCAGGAAAAGUAGGCGAAACCAACGACUUUGGAGUGUUCAAGGUCGUGAAUUGCAGAGUAAGUAGGCCACAAAAAAGGUACUCCGCGACACUGAAUUACUAUGGUAGCCCUAUAGUUUUAAGGGUACCUACGAAGGCUGUGGCGACUCAUUUAGUUCCAUACGGAGGCAAUAAGUUUAGUUCCGGACAUGUUUCAUCGUAUAAAGUGUAAAAUCACAGGCUGCAGCCGUUUUUGAAGGGUAAGGUGGUACGUAAAAAAGAAGGUACCUCGCUAACUAAAUCCACUGUCCGGGCAUUGACAACGAUGAAUUGAGCGUGCACGCUAAAUUUGGGCUAAUUCCGACCAGUUACCGUAAAGUUAUAAGUUGUGGCCAAAAUAAGGAACUUUUACCAGUUGGACCUAUUAUUAUCAACAAUUCUUGGUUUUCAGAUCGACGCCAGCCCUGUGGAGGAGCCGACCCUCCAUUUCAGUCAUCUCAAAGUUAGCGGCCCUAAGGGCGAGCAAAAAGUCAAGCAUGUUUUCUGGUCCAAUUUCCCUCCGGUGGGCUUCCCCGAGCCUUCGAACACGAUGCCCUUCCUUUGGAAGCAAAUCAAAGGCCACAGGAAAGUGUUGGUCCAUUGCAGCUCGGGCGCAGGUCGCAGCGCCGUGCUGGUUUUUACUUGCCAAAUUCUGGAAAGAAUCCAGCAUGGAGAAGAAGCGGAUGCACCCAGGAUGUUGAGGAACCUCCGGGAGAAGCGACAUUGCGCUAUCCGCAAUGAAAUGGUGGGUUGGGAGCUGGCAAAUCAGUUCGCGUUCAUAAAGCGUACCAUUUUCCCAAUUUUUUACACUCGUUUUAUUUUCAGCAGUACGUGUACGUGAUGCGCAUCAUCCUCUUCUACUUUAUGAAGUACAAUGCUGUGGAGAUGUCGCAGAAUUUGCUCAUCUUCGUAGAUGAUUUUGAUACCUAUGCCAAAAAGUUCGAGAGAGAAGAGAAGGAAAGAAAAGAAAAGUGUCCCAUUCCUGAGGCUACGGAACCCACCGAUGAAUUUCAGAAUUGA
This is a messenger RNA of Bursaphelenchus xylophilus (pine wood nematode), 3105 nucleotides long. The record is from the annotation of a GenBank genome assembly. NCBI's taxonomy places the organism in Eukaryota, Metazoa, Nematoda, Chromadorea, Rhabditida, Aphelenchoididae.